AAGGCUCGAGCUCGAGAUCCCCACAAACACGAACCUUGCACCUGCAGCGUCACCACCCCCCGGCAUCAGUCACUGAAACUACAUCAGCAGCAGCAACAGCUUCCUUCCCUCCUCACAUUCAGUUGAGCUCGACAGCAAGAAUUUAAACCCAAGCUGCCUUGCCUUGAUCCCCCCUCCUGGCCCUGGCUCCUCUUCCCCACUUGUUCAGGGAAGCGCCUAACCCACUCUCCACCAGUGCUUCUUCCGGCGCAGCCGGCCACUGAAGUAGUCAGUCCAUGGCGGCCGAGGAGGACAGGCCUGCCGCGGGGUACCGGCACGGCCCUCCCUGGGUGUUCAAGGGCAGCGCAUUGUACCAGCUGCAUUUGGUGAAGGCGGCGACGGCGCGGGCGUUCGUGCCCAGGGAGCUGCGCCUGGUGGAGGCCUUCGGCUACACGCUCGGCGGCAUGUUCCUCGCGCGCUACCACGACAGCCCCGCCGGCCGCUUCGACGAGCUCGUGGUGAUCGCCGGCAUUGUGUGGAACCCGCCGACAUCUUGCGCGUGGGCUGCCAGGGUGCUAGUAAACAGCGCCGAGGCUUGCCGGCACGGACGCAAGGAAGUUGGGCUUCCGAGCCAUGUUGCUACAUUCUCAAAGACUGAAGCUUCUGCGAUCAGAAAUAAACCGUUGGUAAAGCCAAACAGCUUCCUGAACUUGCUUGGAAUGGGUUCAACCUUCUCCAACCAAGAGAAUUGCCGUGGGAUCGAGAUCUCGGAGACCACAGGCUCAUCUACAAGGCAUUUGUGCAACAUCAGUAUGCCAAUUAUCGGAUCACACAAACACAACAAAUGGAUGGGUCCGGCGAUCAGAAUGUCACUCCCAAGCUUCAGCGGCCAGACAGAGGACCAUCCUGAUCUUCUCAAGUAUUCCUGCAAAGUAGAGUGCAGGGUGCGCCCUGUAAGUGCUGCUAAGAUCUGGAGUCCAAGAACUGCAGAACCACAAAAGUGCUCUGAUGGCGAGAUCAGCAACACAGGAUCGGAUGCACUAGCCGAAUCGGAUGCUCAGAAGCAAAGUGUUCUGGUCUUGUUAUCUAGGCCCAUCUUGGCUCUGGAGUUCAGCUCUCUGCGGAUGCACGUCGAUGCUCCAAAAAUUGUUACUCCAUACCCCAAGAAGAAGGAAGUCAGAUACUCUAGCACCUCAACCUGAUGUGAGAUAUGCACCAUGGUUAAAAAAACGGGAGUUUUGACCACAUUUGACCCGGUUGCCACAUGAGCUCAUGUGUAGUUUCUAGCUAUUUUUUGCCAUCAUCGUGUUCAUGUGUAGUUAAUAGUUAUUUUUGCCACAAUCAAGUUCAUGUGCAGUUUCUAGUUAUUUUUUUGUCAUCGUCUGUUCUUUCGUUUGUUUGUUAAGGGUGCAAGGAUAACCACUAUUGGGUAUGUGCAACCUACUUUCUGAAUUCAAAGUUGGAUAUAGUUUGGUUCCUACA
This is a messenger RNA of Brachypodium distachyon (stiff brome), 1461 nucleotides long. RefSeq names its product protein NEOXANTHIN-DEFICIENT 1. The record is from RefSeq and is a predicted model, not a curated record. The coding region runs from base 276 to 1181 and encodes 301 amino acids. NCBI's taxonomy places the organism in Eukaryota, Viridiplantae, Streptophyta, Magnoliopsida, Poales, Poaceae. The transcript has 9 exons.